Molecule: messenger RNA, 1494 nt
Organism: Recurvomyces mirabilis
Lineage: Eukaryota; Fungi; Ascomycota; Dothideomycetes; Mycosphaerellales; Teratosphaeriaceae
Exons: 2
Coding region: 1-1494 (497 amino acids)
Cellular component (GO): cytoplasm
Source: RefSeq, a predicted model, not a curated record
AUGGCAGCAGCACACUCCCCUGCAUCGUCACCACGGUUGCCCUCACCUCCACCAAUCGCCGAAGAUCAACUCGGACCUGCAUCACCCGGCUUGUCGCUGUUCGAAGAGCAUGGCAAGCUACCGAGCAAUGCGAUAGACACGGGAGCAUCGAGGCGGAUACGGCCGGGCACGAAAGCAGAAGACAUGGCCGAAGGGCCACCAUUGGUUGAGCUCCAUGAGAUCGACUCAGCCUUCCAACUAACCGAACACCUCAAAGCCCUCCACUACAACCACACCCACCCACCCAACACCACAACCACGAACCCAAUCGUCCCCGAGAUCGCCAAACAGCUCGCCCAACCACCGCCCAACACCUCCCGCGAAAUCUGGCUCUACGAACUCGGCCGCUUCCUGAUCCAGAAAACCAACUCGAUCAUCGUCGCUCUCUUCGCCGACGACCCUCCUUGCUCCCCGCAAACCUGCUCUGAGAUGCGCGCAAGCGAAUGGCAGUACCUCUGCGCCGUCCACGACCCGCCUAAGAGCUGCGCCGCGAUCGACUACUGCUGCCACACCCUCGACUGGGCCGCCACGACCUUGACAAGCAGUAAGAUGUUCCCGUCCCGUCUUGGCCUCGGGUCUGGUGCUGCGGGUCUGGGUGCUGGUCCCCAGAACGCGGAUAAAGUGCUUCAGCAUCAGAUUAAAGAGUUGACGAAUAUUUUCCGGAGGGUGUAUAGGAUUUAUGCGCAUGCUUGGUUUCAGCAUCGGGAGAUGUUCUGGCGGGUCGAGGGGAAGACGGGGUUGUAUGUGCUUUUCAAGACGGUUUGCGAUGAGUAUGGGUUGAUUCAGGCGGAGAAUUAUACCAUCCCGCCUGAGGCUGAGGGGUUGGAGCCGGCGGAGCUGGUGGUGGAGGAGAGAUCACAGCUGCCUACGAGUGUGUUGGAGCGGCCGGGCAAGAACGAAGAGGUACAGGACAGUGUGACGGAGGAGAACAGAGUGCUUGCGGUUGGUAACACGAUUCAGAGGCAUACGAGGACGAAGUCAAACCUUACGGAUUCCGCGGCUAGUAUCAAGGAAGAAGACGAGGAGCCCGAGACUGAGAUUGAUCAGCGGAAGCCUGAUCUCGGGCGUCAGGCGAAGGAGAUGAAGGCUAUAGCUGAGAGCUUACCGCAGCCGGGACAGAAAGUUGAGAAAGCUGAGGACAGUUUUGAGAAAGAGCCUGCUGAGACUGCGGAGGGUGGGACGAAGGAUAGUGAGGACGAAGUGGAAGGAGAACCGAACCUUGGUAUCCAACGCAGUGAUACUAUCAAGCCUCAUCACAAGGAGGCUGCGUCCGAGCAGACUGAAGAGAGCGAGGAUGUGGAGACCACUGUUGUGGAAGUCGAACCAGACGAGGCUGAGGAUGGAGCAAAAGAGCCAGCGAUUGUGGAGGUCGAAGGAGAGGCGAAGGUGGAGGUCAUGGAGCCUGAGGCGCCUGCCAAAGAACCGGAGGAGGCUGGCAAGAGUGUUGCGGAUUGA